Molecule: messenger RNA, 750 nt
Organism: Nematolebias whitei (Rio pearlfish)
Lineage: Eukaryota; Metazoa; Chordata; Actinopteri; Cyprinodontiformes; Rivulidae
Product: E3 ubiquitin/ISG15 ligase TRIM25-like
Exons: 2
Coding region: 1-750 (249 amino acids)
Molecular function (GO): zinc ion binding
Source: RefSeq, a predicted model, not a curated record
AUGGCCACAUACAGCAGUCUUCUGUCUGAAGAUCAGUUCACAUGCUCCAUCUGUCUGGAACUCUACACCAAUCCUGUUUCCACGCCAUGUGGACACAACUUCUGCAAGGCCUGCAUCGCCCGGCACUGGGCGGGAAAGGAGCAACAUCAGUGUCCCCUGUGCAAUGACAAGUUCAGCAAAGAACUCAAAGUCAGCGUCAACACAGAGCUCAAAGAGAUUGUGGAGAAGUUCAGGAAACAUCGUGUGAACAUAAAUAGCACAUCUGCUAUAAAACCUGGUCAGGUGCCAUGUGACUGUUGCCCUGACAACAAGGUUAGAGCCUCGAAAACCUGCUUGGUGUGUUUGGUAUCGUUUUGCGACACACAUUUAGAACCUCAUCUGAGAGUUGCGGCUUUCAAAACACACAAACUAACUCAUCCUGUGCACAAGUUGGAGGAGAAAAUUUGCAAGAGUCACAACCAGAUUUUCACGUUCUUCUGUAAGAGUGAUCAAACUCAUGCCUGCGCCCUGUGCACAGAACACGACAAUCAUGACACAGUCCAUUUGGAAGAAGCGUAUGUAAACAAAAGCACUCGCAUGGGGAUGAAGAAGGAGGAUGUUGAGAAAACUAGACUGAACAAAGUCAAGGAGAUAAAUGCUGCAACACAGAGCAUAAAGAAAGGCAAAGGUCGAGCAAAAACAAUGCCUCUGGAGGGAUACGAGUGUACGAGGUUCAUGUCGAUGGGAGAACUGGCUGGGAGUUGGCGGUAG